CAGUUCACCUCAACUCAACUCAACCCGACAACCCUUGCUCGCUCUUAGCAUGAAGAAGUCAUUCGCUUCUCGUCGCGUGCCGCGGAAGAUUGGCCAGGAUGACCAAGAUGCCCUAUCCGAUGUGUCAAGCAACAAUGACUCUUCCGCUCCCACUUUUGUCAAACGUCCUGGUCCGAAAAGUCGCAAAUCUUCUGCCCUGCGCCCUGCCUUCGCUUCUACCGACGACGACAACGACGACAAUUCCACCCUGCUGACCCCCAAACGCUCAAACAUCUCUCGCCUGGCCAUCCAACGUAAUGCCGAAAACCACUCCGACAUAUCCUUUCGUCCACGUCUCGAGUCCACAUCCAACCGUCCAAGCUAUAGCAGAGACUACCUUGACGAGCUGAAACAGAGUACGCCCGCCACUCCAAAGGACGUCGCAUCCGUAUCUACCACCGAUACCGAGAAUGCCGCCUCUGUUCGCAACAACCCCGUUGACGUGAAAUCAAAAUUUGGCUCCGACCUCUCAAGAUAUCAGCCUCCUACAGCUAUACCCACAGCUGCGGAAAUUCAAGAGAAGAAGACUCGUCGCGCACGCUUGGCCAAGGAAAACGAUUUCAUAUCACUGGAAGAUGACGGAGAUGAUGAAGACGACGACGACGCAGUCACACGGGACGAACAGGGACGUUUAAUCCUCAAGCCCAAGGAGAAAUACCCAGAGACCCGCCUUGUACACGACGACGAAGACAUGCUGGAAGGAUUCGAUGACUUCACUACUGAAGGCAAGAUGACAUUUGGUCGCAAGGCACAGAAAGAGGAGGACCGAAAACGCAGAGCCGAAAUGGCUUCUAUGAUUGCCGAUGCAGAAGGUCAAAGUGUGGACGAAGAUGAAGAGGAUGAGAGCGAAGCUGAAAGGAACGCCGCUUUCGAGGUUGCACAAACCCGCCACGGUACCUAUGCUGCACGCGAACAGGAACCCGACUCGACAAGACCUCAGACGCCGCCGAGGGUCGUCCCCCUUCCGACAAUGGACAGCGUGAUUGAGAGGCUUCGGAAGCGACUGGAAGAGAUGGAGAUGGUUCGCGCUAACAAGGCAAAUGAGAUGCAAAGUCUUGUAGAAGAGAAGUCAAGGAUCGGGGAAGAAGAAAUCAGAGUUCAAGCUGCUUUGAAAGAAACGGGCGAGAAAUAUCAAAAGUUGCGGCAGGACAUGGGCUUG
Messenger RNA from Aureobasidium pullulans EXF-150, 1198 nucleotides. RefSeq lists its product as uncharacterized. Gene Ontology annotation, molecular function: DNA binding. Gene Ontology annotation, cellular component: nucleus; U2-type post-mRNA release spliceosomal complex. The record is from RefSeq and is a predicted model, not a curated record. The transcript is spliced from 2 exons. Gene Ontology annotation, biological process: spliceosomal complex disassembly; mRNA splicing, via spliceosome. Lineage: Eukaryota; Fungi; Ascomycota; Dothideomycetes; Dothideales; Saccotheciaceae. The annotation marks the transcript as partial.